GUGUCGACUGAAAAAUACCUUGAACAAAUAGUGAAUCCCGGUAGAAUAUUUUUUUUUAAAUAUAUAAAUAUGUCUGGUGAAGUUAUUGCAAAACACAGGCUCCACAGUGGGAUAUUUCAUCCCCUCUUACGUCAGUGGCAGACGAGAAAUGUCGAGAUUACUCCUGAUAACAUCAUGUAUCCAAUAUUUAUUCUGGAUGAGCCCGAUGCUAAGGAUGAAAUAUCUAGUAUGCCAGGAAUAUUUAGAUACGGGAUAAAUCAAUUGAAAUCGACUUUGGAGCCGUUAAUAGCCAAAGGAUUGAAAUCUAUUUUAGUGUUCGGAGUGAUCAGUAAUGAAUUUAAGGAUCUUCUGGGAACUAAUGCUGACAGCCCUAAAAAUCCAAUCAUCCAGGCAUUACCAAUGUUACGAAAAUGGUUUCCUCAUCUAGUAAUUGCUUGUGAUGUCUGUCUAUGCCCUUACACAAUUCCUGGGCAUUGUGGGAUCCUCACUGAAGAUGGAUUGAUCGAUAAUAAAUCGAGUAUCGAAAGAAUAGCCGAGAUUGCUGUGGCCUACAGCCGAGCAGGUGCGCAUAUAAUUGCACCAUCAGACAUGAUGGAUGGUAGAAUUAGCGCGAUAAAAAGGGCCUUAUCGAGAGAAGGAUUCGAUAACAGAGUGGCAGUACUAUCUUAUUCUGUGAAAUUCGCAUCUGGAUUUUAUGGACCUUUUCGUGAUGCUUCUAAGUCGGCUCCAAAAAGCGGAGAUAGACAGAGUUAUCAGUUACCCCCUGGCAGCGUAGGAUUAGCUGCCAGAGCAGCUGAGAGAGAUGUGGCUGAGGGUGCUGACAUGAUAAUGGUGAAACCUGGCUUGCCCUAUCUGGACAUCGUGAGGCUCACCAAAGAGGCCCAUCCCAAUCACCCGAUGUUCAUUUACCAAGUAUCUGGGGAAUACGCUAUGCUGUACCACGCAGCCAAAAAUGGCUCUAUAAAUCUGAAGAAUGUUUUACAUGAGGUGCUACUAUCCAUGAGGAGAGCUGGAGCCGAUUGUAUCAUCACGUACUUUACUCCAUUGAUUCUAGACAUGAUUCACACUCGAAGUAGACUUAUAAAGAGAGAGAGAGAGAGAGCAACCAUGAAACGAGCUCUAACGUUUAUGAUAAUAGGGCUGAUAGCCCUGUUGGCUACAGCUAAAGAUGAGAAGAAAGAGAAGGAGGACAUUGGGACUGUCAUCGGUAUUGAUUUGGGAACAACGUACUCAUGUGUUGGAGUCUACAAGAAUGGUCGAGUGGAAAUAAUAGCGAACGACCAAGGAAACCGAAUUACUCCCUCAUACGUGGCAUUCACGGCUGACGGAGAGCGUCUGAUUGGUGACGCAGCGAAGAAUCAGCUGACGACAAAUCCUGAGAACACCGUCUUCGACGCAAAACGUCUUAUCGGUCGUGAAUGGUUAGACCCAACAGUUCAGCAUGAUGCCAAGUUCUUCCCCUUCAAGGUUAUCGAGAAGAACAGCAAGCCCCACAUUAAAGUCUCCACAAAAGAGGGUGAAAAAAUUUUCGCUCCGGAGGAGAUCUCAGCGAUGGUUCUUGGAAAAAUGAAGGAGACAGCUGAGGCCUAUCUUGGUAAAAAAGUAACCCAUGCAGUUGUCACAGUGCCAGCGUACUUCAACGACGCCCAACGUCAGGCCACCAAGGAUGCAGGAACUAUUUCUGGUCUCCAAGUAAUGAGAAUCAUUAACGAGCCAACAGCAGCAGCCAUAGCCUAUGGUCUGGAUAAGAAAGACGGUGAGAAAAAUGUUCUGGUGUUCGAUCUGGGUGGUGGUACUUUCGAUGUGAGUCUUCUGACAAUCGACAAUGGAGUCUUCGAGGUCGUCGCUACCAAUGGAGACACCCAUUUGGGUGGAGAGGACUUUGAUCAGCGAGUGAUGGAUCACUUCAUCAAGCUCUACAAGAAGAAGAAGGGCAAGGAUAUCAGGAAAGAUAACAGAGCUGUUCAGAAACUUCGUCGUGAAGUCGAGAAGGCGAAACGAGCUCUCAGUGCCAGCCACCAAGUGAGAAUUGAAAUAGAAUCGUUCUUCGAUGGAGAAGACUUCUCAGAGACCCUCACCAGGGCGAAAUUCGAGGAGUUGAACAUGGAUCUUUUCCACAGCACGAUGAAACCUGUACAAAAGGUCCUGGAGGAUGCUGAUAUGAGUAAGAAGGAUGUGGAUGAGAUUGUCUUGGUGGGAGGAUCAACGAGAAUUCCCAAGGUUCAGCAACUCGUCAAGGAGUUCUUCGGUGGCAAAGAGCCAUCUCGAGGUAUCAAUCCUGAUGAGGCUGUGGCUUAUGGAGCAGCUGUACAAGCUGGAGUACUCUCUGGUGAACAGGACACUGAUGCCAUCGUUCUUCUCGAUGUCAAUCCUCUGACUAUGGGUAUUGAGACUGUUGGAGGUGUCAUGACUAAAUUAAUUCCAAGGAACACUGUCAUCCCAACGAAAAAAUCGCAGAUCUUCUCGACAGCUUCUGAUAAUCAGCACACCGUUACCAUUCAGGUAUACGAAGGAGAGAGACCAAUGACGAAGGAUAAUCAUCUUCUUGGUAAAUUCGAUCUCACUGGAAUUCCACCUGCACCCAGAGGUAUUCCUCAGAUCGAGGUAACAUUCGAGAUCGAUGCCAAUGGAAUCCUGCAGGUGUCUGCUGAGGACAAGGGCACUGGCAACAGGGAAAAGAUUGUUAUUACUAAUGAUCAGAACAGACUGACACCUGACGAUAUCGAUAGGAUGAUCAAGGAUGCCGAGAAGUUCGCUGAUGAGGACAAGAAACUCAAGGAACGUGUCGAGGCAAGAAAUGAACUCGAGAGUUACGCUUAUUCGUUGAAGAAUCAGUUGGCUGACAAGGAGAAACUUGGGGCUAAACUCAGUGAGGAGGACAAGACGAAGAUGGAGGAGGCUAUUGAUGAAAAGAUCAAGUGGCUCGAGGAUAAUCAGGACACUGAUCCUGAGGAAUACAAGAAGCAGAAGAAGGAGCUCACUGAUAUUGUUCAGCCAAUUAUCUCGAAGCUUUACCAGGGAGCUGGAGGUCCACCUCCCCCCACUGGCAGUGAGGAGGAUGAUCUUAAGGACGAGCUAUAAGUGACAGAUUAAUAUUGAAUUUGUCUAGUGUAUCUCAGACUGAACUUUUGUUAAUGCAAAGUAACUUAGCUUCCUGAGGGGUGCCCUGGGAUCACCUGGGAAAUGUUGAACAACUAUGGGGGAUUUCGGGGGGCAUCCAGCGGUAGAAUACCUUUCCUUAUUGAAGGAUUGCGAUAGGGAACGAGGGGGACCAGGGAAAUUUUUUCUGGUUCUGAGCGAUCAAAGGAAAUUUCUCUGCAUUCCUCGGUUUAUUUAUUAAAUGCAAUUAACGUUUUAUAUAUUAUUUCAUGAAGCGAAACUUGAAAUGUUCUCGAGUGAGUCUUUUCAGGAGUGAUGAGGUAAAUUUCAUGUGUGAAAGCCUGUUAGUAAACAUUCAUUCAUUCUUUUGUAUACAUGAGAGUAAAUGCGAUCUGUGUGAUGUGAUUACAUGUAACAGUAUCACGAUAAUAAAGAAUUUUUUCAAUAA
Fopius arisanus is the source of this 3547-nucleotide messenger RNA. RefSeq names its product heat shock protein 70 cognate 3 (gene Hsc70-3). Gene Ontology annotation, cellular component: endoplasmic reticulum chaperone complex; nucleus; endoplasmic reticulum lumen. NCBI's taxonomy places the organism in Eukaryota, Metazoa, Arthropoda, Insecta, Hymenoptera, Braconidae. Gene Ontology annotation, molecular function: porphobilinogen synthase activity; ATP binding; ATP-dependent protein folding chaperone. Gene Ontology annotation, biological process: endoplasmic reticulum unfolded protein response; tetrapyrrole biosynthetic process. The record is from RefSeq and is a predicted model, not a curated record. The transcript is spliced from 7 exons. Bases 70 to 3081 code for a protein of 1003 amino acids.